Molecule: messenger RNA, 738 nt
Organism: Dioszegia hungarica
Lineage: Eukaryota; Fungi; Basidiomycota; Tremellomycetes; Tremellales; Bulleribasidiaceae
Exons: 6
Coding region: 1-738 (245 amino acids)
Source: RefSeq, a predicted model, not a curated record
AUGUCCCCACCCUCGCUCACGCCCUAUAUCGAUUCCGGUCUACUGAACCUGCACGACUUCUUCGACGCCGAAGGCAUCCUCCACCCGCUCGCCAUAGGCUCAAUCGCCAUCGUCUUCCUAUUCGGGUGUUUGCGGCUCAGCAGUAAUCGGACGGUAGCGCCUUUGACGAUCUGGGAUGGGAUCUGCAGUGUCGCUCUAGGUUCCACACUAGCCUCCAUCGUCAACGGUCAACAGCUUGUCCGCGGCUUGCUCGGCUUGAUCACGCUGUUGACCUUCCAGUACAUGACGUCAUGGAUUGGAUGCAAGUUCCCCAAGCUCGGCGGCCUCUUCACUAAGCCUCCUCUCAUCGUCGCGUUUCGAGGACAUCUGCUCGAGGGUCUCAUGGAGAAGCACCGGAUCACCAAGGUGGAUAUCUACGGGGCACUGCGGAAGGGCGGAGUGAUGAACAUCUGCGAGGUGGAGUGUGUUGUCGUCGAACCUACCGGUGUCUUCUCCAUCUUCAAGAUCAAGGACAUGCCGAAAGACUACGACGCAGACAUCCUCUUCGCGAUCAAAGGCUAUCGGAACCUUGUCAAGGCCGACGAGGAAGAAAAGGCCAAGCAGAAGAACGAGGGUAUGGGACGAAGUCAGUCCACUCUGGCGGAGCCGGACGAUGGUAAUGGUAUAUCGGAGGGCCGACUGGAGAAGGACAAGCACGGGAUGACGAAGGAGGACAAGAUCGCUCAUGCGGCAGCCUAG